AAUAAAAAAGAUAAAAAAGAGAGAUCGAGAUCCAACCAAUACAAAGACCCUUCUUCUCUUUUUUAAACCCUUUUUACUACUUUUCUUCACCUCUCUACUUUCUACUUUACUACCUAACCUCCCUUUAACAAACAAUAGCUAAUGAUAAUGAUCCAAGAUUACGUCGAUUCACUGUGUGACACAAUUGGCUUGCCCGUUUUAAAAUAUCAUUGGCAAGUCAUUCUGUUAUCCACCAUAUUAUGCAGCGUCAUAUUCGAGAUAUCCAGAUGCAUCUCCCCGAUAUUGUUCCCAAAGACAUUCCAGUUCUUUAAAGGCUACACACCUACCAACUGGCACGUUCACGUCGUCUCGACAUUUCACUCUAUCCUAAUCACUGUUGGAUCUAUCUCCAUUUUACUUGAUGGCGAAUUAGCAAAGAAUAAGGUCUUUGGCUACAGCGCAUCUGCAAUGACCAUCUACUCCAUCUCGUGCGGGUAUUUCAUUUGGGAUGUGGUGAUGGCUGUUCGUUAUAUCAAGUAUCAAGGCAUCAGUAUGGUGUGUCAUGGCGUUGCAGGCUUCAUCGUCAUCUUCAUGGGCUAUAGACCCUUUAUCAACUAUUAUGGCUCGAUCUUUUUACUCUAUGAAGCCAGCACACCCUUUCUCAACAUUAAUUGGUUCAUGGACAAGCUGGGCUGGACGGGCAGUAAGCUUCAAUUGAUCAACGGCGUCAUGUUGAUUUCGGUGUUCUUCAUGGCACGGAUCGUAUUUGGCUUAUCGAUGUCCUACUAUCUUUGGGUGGAGAUUUAUGCCGUCAGGGAAAUGGUGCCCUGGAGCUAUUUCGUAAUCUACGGUGUCGCCAAUGUAGUGACAAGUCUACUCAAUAUCUACUGGUUCGGCUUGAUGCUUCGCAUGCUUCGUAAACGAUUCCCCUCUUCCAAUACCAAGAAGGCAUAAGCAACUCUAUCCGAAAUCCCACUCAAAUUUUUGUUUUUCACACACACACACACCGCAUCAUACACGCACGCACAAAAUCAAACAACAAACAACAACAACAAGAACUGCAGCUACAACAACUACUACUACUACUACUACCACGCUUACU
Molecule: messenger RNA, 1081 nt
Organism: Zychaea mexicana
Lineage: Eukaryota; Fungi; Mucoromycota; Mucoromycetes; Mucorales; Lichtheimiaceae
Product: TLC domain-containing protein
Exons: 7
Coding region: 142-933 (263 amino acids)
Biological process (GO): lipid homeostasis
Cellular component (GO): endoplasmic reticulum; membrane
Source: RefSeq, a predicted model, not a curated record